UUUUGAUCCUUCCUGCUGCUGUGCGCGGGCGGGGUCUUUGCAGGGGCUGGCUGCACGCUCGCUCUCCUCGCACUCACAGACCAGACUGCUGACUCUGCGCUUCGCUCCAAAGGCAUUCAUUCUCAUCCUUCAGCAUACACUCAUCACUCGUAACAGCAAGCAGUGGCAGACAUCACAGGCGCAUUGACGAGGGCCUCAUUGGCAGAUCGGUGAGGGCCAGUCAUGCCUGCCAAAUCAGCAUCAAAGGUAGCAGCAGAUGCGCAAUCUGCUUCCGUCUCCCAACGGACUCGAUCCGCAGGCUCAUCGUCCUCGCUCAACUUUCUUCUCCUAUCUCUCAUAUUUCACCUCAUCUACUCUGCUUCCAUCUUUGACAUCUACUUUACCUCUCCCGUCAUUCAUCCAGAUCGACGGUACUCUUUAGCAGACACGUACAUCGACGAGCAAGGCGCGUCUUUAGAGCCUUUGCAUGCUGCUCAGCUAGCUCGGCAAGAGACGGCAAACCACACCGCCAAGAGGUUGGUGCUCAUUGUGGGCGAUGGAUUGCGAGCAGACACUGCUUUUGCCAGGCAAUCUCUCGAUCUGGCUCCUCUGUGGAAAAGACGAGAUGCGCUGGACCUCGAGCGGGAGAAGAUUUCGCAAGAAGAAGCGGCGAGGUCGUAUGGCUUGGAGUUGAGGCAUGAAUCGGCGCAAGGAAAAGAAGCAGAAUUCUAUGCUGCUCCAUAUCUGCGCAAAAUGGCCCUGGAAAAAGGCUCGUUUGGUGUGAGCCAUACCAGAGUACCUACCGAGAGCAGGCCGGGACACGUCGCGCUGAUCGCAGGCAUGUACGAGGAUGUCAGCGCUGUCACAAAGGGCUGGGCGCAGAACCCGUUGCCCUUCGACUCGCUCUUCAAUGCGUCUGCUCGCACUUAUUCCUUCGGGUCACCGGACAUCUUGCCCAUGUUCGCCAAGGGUGCAGUACCUGGUCGCGUGCUGACAGAGUCUUACGACGAGAGCGAUGAAGAUUUCACGCGUGAUGCAACGCACCUUGAUAUUUGGGUUCUGGAUAGGCUCAAGGCGCUGCUCGAUCGGGCACGCACCGACAGCACGCUCGAUAUCGAGCUCCGUCAGCCAGGCGUGGUAUUCUUUUUGCACCUGCUAGGCCCCGAUACGACGGGUCAUACGUAUCGUCCUCAAUCGCGCGAAUACGUCGGCAACGCGGCAGUGGUAGAUGCAGUCACCAAGGCCGCUGAGCAGCUACUGUCGGACUUCUUCAAUGACGAUCAACAGACUGCAUUCAUCUUCACUGCAGAUCACGGCAUGAGCAGAAAGGGGAAUCAUGGGGAUGGAGAGCCGGACAAUACUAGGACGCCCCUCAUUGCGUGGGGCAAAGGCAUCAAUCGUCCACGCCCUCUCAGUGUUGAGCAUGUAGAACAUCGACAACAUUUGGAGUGGCGUCAUGAACAACGGAUCAAAGAUACUUAUUACCAGAAGUGGGGAGCCAUGGAUCAGAUAUGGCGUCAAGAUGUAGAGCAGGCCGAUAUCACCCCUCUGAUGGCUUCCCUGUUGGGGCUUCCGAUGCCUGCAAAUUCCGAGGGCCGAUUGCCGCUCUCUUACUUGAAUUUCUCUCCAGAGCACGCUGCGCGUGCAGCGUUAGCCAACGCGCAGGGAGUGCUCGAGAUGUACAAGGUCAAGCACUCUCAAAGAGCAGCGCGGAUGCUCAAUUACAUGCCGUUUCACAAGUUGUUGCCCGAGGCUGACCUUCCUCCAGGAACGAAGAGGGUUGAUCAGAUCAGACUGCAAAUUCAGGCUGGACGAUACGAGCAAGCGAUCGAAGACUCUGCAAAACUACUUGAAGAUGCGCUUGAAGGAGCUCGAUACCUUCAGACCUACGACUGGCUAAUUCUAUGCGCCAUCAUCAGUGCGGGCUACCUGGGCAGCAUAGCUCACGGUCUAGCAUUCCUGCUCCGCACCUACGUUUUUCGCAACGAUCAGUUGCAACGCACCAGAGGAGGCAGGGGAGGAUUAGGGUUCUGGGUGGCUCUACCAGUGCUCAUAGCGCUCUGGUCCAAGUUUGCUCUCGAGCGAUCUCCUCCCACGUAUUUCUUAUAUGCCAUCUUUCCAGCCCUCUUUUGGGGUAGAGCACUGGACGAUCGACACUUGUUCCUCGCCGCUUGGCGCGCACUCCACGUUCGAUACGCCGCAUCCUCUCAUCCCACUCUGAGCCUGCUGCGCGGCACGCUUGGAAGAGCAUCUUUGGCCAUCAUUGCGCUUGCGGUCAUGGCGCUAGGAUACCUCGUCAGACCUGUUUGGAGCGUCGGCUUUUUGGUCAUAGGUUUCUUUUGGCCUGCUCUGGCCAUCGAUACGAAUACGAGGGCUAGACAUGAAGGUCUACUAUUACUUUGGCCACUGCUUUGCACCGUUUGUGCACUCUUCACCCUUGGAGGCUUGGACAAGGAAGAGAGCGUACCUUUUCUCGUCGGUAGCGGUGCGCUUUUCUUCCUGCUCGGUCUCGCGGCGCUCGGCCUCAAGGGACUCUACGGUGUUGGUGCCCCCCACUCGACUUGCGAAAAUAGCGGCGGUCCAAAAGUGGGCUCAUGCGCAAACGUGCCGAACACUGGUGACGCGCACGAAGCUCGCUUUUCGCGCGUGAUGAGGGUGCAGCUGAUCGUGCUGGUCGUCGCAACGGCAGUGACGGCUUCCUCGUCUUACAGUCUUCAAAGGAAGCAAGGUCUACCACUACCCAACCAAAUCAUCGCGUGGCUCGUUUUGGUCUUCUCCAUCACUUUUCCCCUCACGUACGGCUUUCGAAGCUCGUCCGGUACGACCGCCACGACCGCCAUAGAGGCGCAGUCGAGAGGACAGAGUGAUCGAGGCAGACAACCAGCGGCGCAUCGUUUGCUCAUGAUCGUCUUUGCCUUUGCCCCCGUCUUCAUCUUGCUCUCCAUCCGCGACGAGGCCCUCUUUUUCGCCAUUUACGUCGCCACUUUGCUCGUUUGGGCGCGCAUCGAAGGCGCGCUGCAGGAAGAACGCUUCCUGUUGCAAAGGUGCAAAGAUGACCUCGCUGCCGCUGAUCAGGAGACUACGUCGCAGUCGUCUACAUCAGACACACAUUGCAGCAUCGCUACGGACGAGCCGAGAGCCUUGGCCCUCGAAGAUCUGCGCAUCGUCAUCACCUUCAUCUUUUUCCUACACGUUGGCUUCUUUGGCACCGGAAACAUUGCAUCCAUCUCAUCCUUUUAUCUAUCACCGGUCUACCGGCUCGUGCCCAUCUUCAGUCCCUUCCUGAUGGCAGCAUUGCUCUUGCUCAAGAUUCUCGUUCCCUUCGUCCUCUUGGCUGCCAUCUUUCACGUCCUGUGUGUCACGCCUCGCUCUGCCGUCUUGGCGCAGGAGCCCAUCUCCACAAAGGGCAAGUUGGUGGAGCCCUCGACGAUUCUAGGUCCUCGCUCACCAGGUGGCUUGAACCUUGCCGAUCCAUACGCCCUCGUACUGGCCGCUUCUUGCGCAUUCGAAGUUUUGGCCAUCACCUUCCUCUUUGCGGUGCGCACAGAAGGCUCUUGGUUAGAGAUAGGAAGGAGCAUCACCCACUUUGUCAUGGCCAAUCUGCUGCAAGUCUUUGUGCUGGCCCUAGCCGGCCUAGCUGGCGUCGUUGUGGGCGGUCAAACAAGCGACGGUACGAGCAACUCCUACAAAUCUUGA
Molecule: messenger RNA, 3675 nt
Organism: Ceraceosorus guamensis
Lineage: Eukaryota; Fungi; Basidiomycota; Exobasidiomycetes; Ceraceosorales; Ceraceosoraceae
Product: alkaline phosphatase-like protein
Exons: 7
Coding region: 223-3675 (1150 amino acids)
Biological process (GO): GPI anchor biosynthetic process
Cellular component (GO): endoplasmic reticulum membrane
Molecular function (GO): mannose-ethanolamine phosphotransferase activity
Source: RefSeq, a predicted model, not a curated record